Fonsecaea pedrosoi CBS 271.37 is the source of this 1032-nucleotide messenger RNA. RefSeq lists its product as uncharacterized. The transcript is spliced from 3 exons. Bases 1 to 1032 code for a protein of 343 amino acids. Lineage: Eukaryota; Fungi; Ascomycota; Eurotiomycetes; Chaetothyriales; Herpotrichiellaceae. The record is from RefSeq and is a predicted model, not a curated record.
AUGGGUGCGGUCGACAAGACAGUAGCAUUUGAAAUCCUCGACUGUUUUUACGAGCGUGGGGGAAAUUUUAUCGACACGGCCAGCGACUACCAGGACGGUGAGUCGGAGGCCUUCAUUGGAGAAUGGAUGGCUGCCCGGGGCAAUCGAGACGAGAUGGUCAUCUCCACCAAGUACGGCACCGGUUGGAAGAAAUACCUCAAGGGGGACGUGAUCCAGACCAAUUUCGGGGGACUCAACGCCAAGAAUCUCCGCCAUUCGUUGGAUGCGUCACUGCGAAAACUCCAGACCGACUUUGUCGACAUCCUCUACGUGCAUUGGUGGGACUAUGCGGCCAGCAUCCCCGAGAUUAUGCACGCUCUCAACGACGUCGUGGCCCAGGGCAAAGUCCUGUACUUGGGAAUAUCUGCCACGCCGGCCUGGAUCGUGGCAAGGGCAAACGAGUACGUAAGGUGCCAUAACCUGAGGCCCUUUGUCAUCUACCAAGGACGGUGGUCGGCAGCUUGCCGAGACCUCGAGCGAGAGAUAAUCCCGAUGUGCAGAGCCGAAGGCAUGGCGAUCGGCCCGUGGGGUGUCAUGGAGGGAGGAAAAUUCAAGACCAAGGAGGAGAGAGAGGCGGGAUCUGUCCGGGGCCGGCUCUAUCCUGGAUCAGAGGCCGAACUCCGAGUGUCGGAGGCUCUUGAGGCGAUCGCACAGCGCAAACAAGCGCGCCUCACCGACAUUGCUCUGGCGUAUGUCAUGCACAAGACCCCCUACGUCUUCCCCGUGGUGGGUGCGCGGACGCCCGAACAACUCAAGCAAAACAUCGAGGCCUUGUCCGUGAGCCUCAGCCGGCACGACAUGGAAAAGAUCGAGAGUGUCGCCGCCUUUGACCGAGGGUUUCCCUAUAAUGUCCUCAUGCUUGACAACCAAGCACAGCCAGAGGAUGUUUCAGGUCAUCUGAGCUACAACGAUGUCCCUCAAAAUCGUGCUUAUGGCCAUGUCAGGACGGUGCGGUAUCCCCAGGCACUCUCUGGAGGUCCAUUGGAGAAUUAG